Messenger RNA from Acytostelium subglobosum LB1, 1521 nucleotides. RefSeq lists its product as hypothetical. The record is from RefSeq and is a predicted model, not a curated record. NCBI's taxonomy places the organism in Eukaryota, Evosea, Eumycetozoa, Acytosteliales, Acytosteliaceae. The coding region runs from base 1 to 1521 and encodes 506 amino acids. The transcript has 5 exons.
AUGAGUGAAUGCUUACUAUACGCCACCAAAACCUUUUGUCCACGAUGUACAUUGGUGGAGAGACGAGGUUUACACCUGACUGAUGCUCAGGUGGUUUCAAAGCCUGACAACAAGGUGUACCUCAAGUCAUUAUGCUCAAGACACCCUUCCCAAUACACUCUUUACUGUUCAUCGCUUAGUUUCUUUAAUAGGAUCCUAAGCUACACUACAGACAGCAUUGACAAGAAACUCAAUCAAGACAUUGAGGACAUUUGUCAAAGAUACUCUCAACUACAGAUUCAACAACAACAACAACAACCAACUACUCAACAACCAAACAAUAGCAACAACAACAACACCAACAAUGCCAACACAUCAUUAAUAAUAGAGCUCAAUAUAUAUCAGAACUCUAUAUUUCUAAACGAUGAGACCAUAUGCAGCAAUAUCAAACAGUUCCAAUCAUUAUAUCCAAAGAAUAGAAAGUUCUCUUUAAAGGUUAUGGCAAAGGGAUCCAAUGAUGUUCAAACGAUCAACAACAAAGUAAUAUAUAUUGCAUCAUUGCUCAAGGGCUAUCCGAUACUGGUUGAGGUCACAGUGGAGAGACUCAACAUGAUUGGCAAUCUAGCCAACAGCUGCUUCCUCCUGGGCAAGGUCUAUCCAGCAUUGAAGUACUUCUUGAAGCAAGGUGACGAGGAACUAUUUAUCAAGGACAUGCAUAGACUUCUCGCCAUCCUUGGACAAUACAAUGGCAUUCAAGCCGUGAUCACCGUGGCACUGGAACGCAAGUUUGCAAACUUGCACAGCAUCCUCGAGUUGCUACGAUCCAAGAACGAGGUGAUCCGAAUCAUCAUUCUAUCAUUGGAGCGACCACCCAAGGAGAUUGUUUCGUCACUCCAGAAAAAGAUGGUCAUCCAAGGCAACCAAGUGUCAAGCUCAACAUCAUCCACAACCGCUUCAUCCUUGACACUGGAGGAUGCAGAGUCUACAGACUUGCAAAUCAAUUGUAAUGAUCCAUACGAGCUCAUUCAAGAGAUUGAAAGAGCGACAGAUAAGAGUAUUUCUAGUGAUGACUUCUUCCCAGUCAAUGUUGGAUCAGCACUGGAACCAAUGUUGAACUUGAUGGGCUAUGGAAUGUUUAGCAUUAGACCUUCACCAUUCUGUGGCUUUGCGACUCUACUUAUCAAUACAGACACGAUCCAUUCACGUCCAAUCAACAAGUUGUUCAACAUUGGCAAAUUCUACAGGGAUCUUCAGCCAUUGCUACCAUCGUUGGAGGAAAAGAUAGGAUUCUUCAAUGGUCUAAGGUUAAAAUCUAUUAUCAAGUCAUGUCACUGGGACAAUGUACCGAUACCAAACAUAUUCGACUACUUCACAGACAGAGCCAAAGCAGACAUUACCAAGAGAGUGAUAGAUCAAACACAAAUACUUAUCAUUCACAACAAUAUGGAUAUCGCCGCACUAGAUCUCAGGCGAAGGUGUAACUGUGCCGUCAGUACAAAGACAAAGGAUGGUUUCGUGUCCUCCUGUACUGGUUGUAUUUAG